Suillus bovinus is the source of this 2117-nucleotide messenger RNA. Its product is annotated as phosphoglycerate mutase-like protein. Lineage: Eukaryota; Fungi; Basidiomycota; Agaricomycetes; Boletales; Suillaceae. The transcript is spliced from 13 exons. Gene Ontology annotation, molecular function: acid phosphatase activity. Bases 1 to 1896 code for a protein of 631 amino acids. The record is from RefSeq and is a predicted model, not a curated record.
AUGCCACUGCUUGAACAUGUCGCGUCGAAAAGUCAUCCCCAAAGGCCCAAGUUCAAAGAGAAUGAUGAUAGCCUUCUUCAUGGCUGCGAGGUGCAGGACUCACGACACGACUUCACUCUCCCAGUGUUCACACCUGAAGUUAAGAGAGUGGGCGACCAGAGUCGAGUUUACCUGGACGAUACAUCGCCUUCCUUAUACCUUAGCGAUGGGGGGCGGUCACUGUUCUUACGCGUCGGCGCUGGCUUCUUCGCAGGAUUCUUGAUAUGUCUGGCUGUGGUUGCACGAUAUGCCUCCUCAAACCAAUCAUGCUUGCUAUUUUCACCCUUCACUGCUUUUCUUCCUACGGACGUAGGAACACCUGAAUGGCAUCAAUACCCUCCAGCCGAGCCCACCAACGCGUUUCCCUCUAUUGUCGGCUAUCCAGGUCCAACACAAGCAGGUGCCGAGCCUGGCGUAGCUGCUACAGCUCCUGCCUAUCCUUUGCAUUCUGGUGUGGCGCACCUUGUAUCUCCCACACGUUUUUCUCAGGACAGCGCCAAGGCCAGAACGAAGGAUUUCAAUAUUUUCCGUAGCUGGGGAAGCUUAUCUCCGUGGUACUCCAUACAACGUGGAAAAUUUGGUGUUGAUUCUAGUCCAGAAGCCCCUGAUACUUGCCGCAUUACUGGUGUGCAUCUUCUACAUCGUCACGGUGCACGAUACCCGGCUGACUACACUAGCGAUAGUGGGCCGAGUGGGUUUGCCUCGAGGUUAAACAAGAAUGCAGAAAAUGUCACAGUUACUGGGCCUCUUUCAUUUUUAGAUGACUGGACAUACAAGCUAGGAAAUGAAGGAUUAACACCUUUCGGGAGGUCUCAAUUGUACGAUCUCGGCGUGUCGAUGCGCAUGAGAUACGGGUUUCUUCUCAAGAAUUUCAGCGAAACAGAUACCUUGCCUGUGUUCAGAACAGAAUCCCAAACCCGGAUGUUAAACUCUGCGCAACACUUUGCUCUCGGAUUUUUUGGUUACCCUCUUGAGGGCCAAUAUCAACAAGAGAUCAUGAUUGAAGCCAAAGGUUUCAACAAUACUCUUGCCCCUUAUGAAUCUUGCGCCAACAAUGACGAUCCAAAUCGGGGCUACCGCGGCGCACCCCUUGCUGAUGCUUGGAAAGCAGCGUAUCUCAAGGAUACCGUUCCUCGUUUGCAGCAAUACCUUGAUGGAUUUGAAUUGGAUGUUCGAGAUGUUUACGCCAUGCAAGAAUUGUGCGCCUAUGAGACGGUCGCUCUUGGUUAUUCCAAGUUCUGCGAACUCUUCACGGAGAAUGAGUGGGAAGGCUUCGAUUACUCAUAUGAUAUUAACUUUUGGUACGGUGUAGCUUGGGGCUCACCUGUGAGUAGGGCACUGGGAAUUGGCUAUGUGCAAGAGCUCGUGUCUCGUCUCACUCAAACGCCGAUUGAAACGCACAAUAGCUCCACUAAUGCAACGCUUCAUAACGCCGUCACCUUCCCCUUUGGAAACAGCCUUUAUGUCGAUGCGACGCAUGAAGUUGUGGUAUUAAAUGUCCUUACUGCAUUGAAUCUUUCGAGCUUUGCGGCGAUGGGACAAUUGCCUACUGAUCAUAUACCAAAACGGCGCACGUUUAGGUCAGCGGAGCUUGCUCCAUUUGCAACCAACGUACAGUUCCAGCUCCUGUCAUGCUCCACGGAGCCCGACCCACAAAUUCGUGUGAUCGUUAAUGAUGGUGUUGUGCCGCUGGCAAAUCUAAACGGCUGUCAAGAUAAUCCAGAUGGAAUGUGUACCGUUCAUGCUUUUGUCGACGCGCAGAAAGAGAGCAUUCGGAAUACGGACUGGGACUUCGUUUGUAACACCAAUUGGACAAUCCCGGAUGGAUGGGAAACUACCACGGGCUAUCCUAUUUAGAUUCGUCACCCAGUGCACAUGAACACUGGUACUACAAAUGUCGUCGAUGGCGAGCGACACUGGAAUCUCACUUGUUUCAUGCAUUACACAUCAGCAAAUAGACCUCGAAAUCCAAAACGCUUGCGCAAAACACACGACAUAACAGACGCCCGUCAUCCACAGACUCUUGAUUACCAUGUAUCAUUUUUGUCUACCAAUGCCUUCACGAUGGUAUAAGAACA